Molecule: messenger RNA, 378 nt
Organism: Trichoderma gamsii
Lineage: Eukaryota; Fungi; Ascomycota; Sordariomycetes; Hypocreales; Hypocreaceae
Exons: 2
Coding region: 1-378 (125 amino acids)
Source: RefSeq, a predicted model, not a curated record
AUGGAGGUUGCACCAGCAGUCGUCGACGCAGUCUUCCCAGCCCCGGGUUAUAUCGACUUUGUAAUGGAUGGCGUUGGCGAAACUGGUGCCGAGACUUUGCCAAGCCUACAAUCCAGCGGUGCAGGUCUCGGCGGCGUUGCUUACUUUGGAGAAUUGGCCCAAGCACAGGUUCGGGUUGGGCCACCAGCAAACGAAGGGCCUCAUUUGGCAGUUUUCUCGGCAGAGUCUGGAACCGGCCGCCCAGAUGCUAGUCACCCGCGUGCGGCCCAGAAAAAGAAAAGAAUUCCCAAGAAAAGAGAGAAGAGCGCGGCGUGCUGUCAGCUGCGCGCUCAGAGUCGUAUUGAUAGUAUCCAUGCCAAGACAAAAGGCGGCAGUUAG